Messenger RNA from Arachis stenosperma, 1338 nucleotides. RefSeq names its product cytochrome P450 76T24-like. The transcript is spliced from 3 exons. Gene Ontology annotation, molecular function: heme binding; monooxygenase activity; oxidoreductase activity, acting on paired donors, with incorporation or reduction of molecular oxygen. Bases 1 to 1338 code for a protein of 445 amino acids. Lineage: Eukaryota; Viridiplantae; Streptophyta; Magnoliopsida; Fabales; Fabaceae. The record is from RefSeq and is a predicted model, not a curated record.
AUGCCACCAGGUCCUUACCCUUAUCCCAUAAUAGGAAACAUUUUAGAACUACUUAGCCAUAAACCCUAUGAAUCACUCUUUCAUCUUUCCAAAACAUAUGGCCCCAUAAUGAGUCUCAAGUUUGGAACCUUAACCGCUAUUGUAAUCUCUUCUCCAGAGAUAGCCAAAGAAGCAUUAACCAAACAUGACUUAGCAUUUUCCAAUAGGCAAGUCCUUCAUAUCACUACAGCACUUGGCCACAACAAAGUCUCUAUGGUGUGGUCACCCGUAUGUGAUCAUUGGAGAACACUAAGAAAACUAUGUUCCACAAACAUAUUCUCCCCUCAAAGGCUUGAAUCAACUAGCAAACUUCGCCACAAAAAUGUGCAAGAAUUGGUGAAUUUUGUGGGAACAUGUUCCACCAAAGGUGAAGCUAUUGAUAUUGGUAAUGUUGUGUUCAUAACAAUAAUGAAUUCAUUGUCCAAUACCCUUUUUUCUAUGGAUCUUGCACACUACUUGUUAGUGUUGCAAAAGCUUAUAGAGGGUAUAUUGGAUGAUGCUGGAAAGAUUAACAUUGUAGAUCUUUUACAGGGCCUUAGAGGAAGAUGUGAAGAAUCUUUUAAAAGGUUGUUGGAGGUUUUCAAUGAUAUUUUUGAGGAAAGAAUGCGACUAAAAGUAUUAUCGUCCGACAAAAGCAGUGGAGGAACUUGUUAUGAUGUACUAGCUAGAUUCUUCCUUGGAUCUUCUCGAAGUGACUUGUUUAUUGCUGGAUUAGAAACAACAACAAGCACGGUGGAAUGGGCAAUGGCAGAAUUGGUGCAUAACCCUAAAAAAAUGGCUAAAGCCAAAGAAGAGCUUUUACAAAUUCUUGGUAGAGAUGAAAACCCUAAAGAAUCAGACAUAUCAAAGCUUCCUUACUUGGAGGCAAUUGUAAAGGAAACAUUUCGGUUACACACUCCAAUUCCCAUUUUGUUCCACAAAUCAAAUUCCAAUGUAGAAAUCAAUUGCUUCAAAGUUCCCAAACAUGCAGAAGUUUUAGUUAAUUUAUGGGCCAUAGGACGUAAUUCUAGCAUUUGGAGUAAUCCAAAUUCCUUUGUGCCAGAGAGAUUUCAAGAGUGGAAAAUGGACACAAAAGAUAACAAAUUUGAGUUCAUUCCAUUUGGAGUUGGAAGAAGAAUGUGUCCUGCAAUUUCAUUGGUACAUAGAAUAGUACCUUUGAUUUUAGCCACUCUUUUGCAUUGUUUUGAUUGGAAGAUUGCGGAUGAGAAGAAACCACAAGAGUUAGACAUGAGAGAAGAAUAUGGUCUUACUGUGCGUAGGGCUCAACCACUUUUACUCAUUCCAAUUUCUACCAAUUAA